Messenger RNA from Microplitis demolitor, 971 nucleotides. RefSeq lists its product as uncharacterized. Gene Ontology annotation, molecular function: RNA binding. The transcript has 2 exons. NCBI's taxonomy places the organism in Eukaryota, Metazoa, Arthropoda, Insecta, Hymenoptera, Braconidae. Gene Ontology annotation, cellular component: nucleolus. Gene Ontology annotation, biological process: maturation of LSU-rRNA from tricistronic rRNA transcript (SSU-rRNA, 5.8S rRNA, LSU-rRNA). Bases 149 to 946 code for a protein of 265 amino acids. The record is from RefSeq and is a predicted model, not a curated record.
CUCUAACCUCAUUACAAAUAUUGUUCACCGAACACGUGCACGCACAAAAAUAGUGUCUUAUAAAUAUUUUAAAUAAAUAAAAUAAGUAAUAAAAAGUGAUUUACAGUUAAUUGAAAUAAUUAAUUAUUUGAAUAAAUAAUUAAUAAAAAUGAAGACAAAUAAUAAGAAAAAUUUAAAUAUCACAAAAGUAUCAAAAUCAACAGAAUCUUCACUAAAUAAAGCCGUUAAAAAUGUUAAAGAAAUUCUUAAGAAUAAUGAUGACAAUAAAGUAAAAAAACAAAAAAAAUUAUUAAAAACAUUAAAAGAAGAAAAUAUUAUUAAAAUUGAAAGUGAAGACUCACCUGCGGCCAUUUUGAAAAAACCAGCUGGUAAAAAAAAUUCUAAAAAUAAUAACAAUAAUGAUGGCGUUGAUAAAAAAGAACGUGGAGUUGUAUAUAUUGGACAUAUACCUCAUGGAUUUUAUGAAGAACAAAUGAAGAAAUUUUUCUCACAAUUUGGAAAAGUAACAAACGUUCGCGUGUCACGUUCCAAAGUAUCUGGAAAACCGCGUGGCUACGGUUUUAUUGAGUUUGCGCACACAGAAGUCGCUAAAAUAGCAGCUGAUUCGAUGAACAAUUACUUGAUGUUUGGAAGAUUAGUUAAAACUGAAUACAUUCCACCAGAGAGACAGCACAAUUGGUAUUUCAAAGGAUUGUCAUACACUAGAAGAAGUUUUCCUAAGCUGUGGAAUAGGGAAUUGCAUAUUAAGAGAAUAAAUGGCGGUGAUAUUGGGGAGUCUAAUUUGAAAAGCUUGGUUGCAGAUGGUACGAUAGUGAAGGCGACGGGUAAGCGAGAGGAUCAGGAUUUGGCGGUAAAGAAAAAGUUGUGGAAUUUGAGUUUGUUGGCGAGUAAGUUGAAAAAAAAGGGUGUAAAGAUUGAUAUGAAAUUGGGGGAUGUAAAUAUUUGAAUAAAGAUUAAUGUUUUUUUGUAAA